Messenger RNA from Anoplopoma fimbria (sablefish), 2744 nucleotides. RefSeq names its product solute carrier organic anion transporter family, member 2A1 (gene slco2a1). Lineage: Eukaryota; Metazoa; Chordata; Actinopteri; Perciformes; Anoplopomatidae. Gene Ontology annotation, biological process: transmembrane transport; prostaglandin transport; sodium-independent organic anion transport. The coding region runs from base 176 to 2050 and encodes 624 amino acids. The record is from RefSeq and is a predicted model, not a curated record. Gene Ontology annotation, molecular function: protein binding; prostaglandin transmembrane transporter activity. The transcript is spliced from 14 exons. Gene Ontology annotation, cellular component: membrane.
GAGCUGUGGGCUGAGUCCCAAUUACAUCACUGACAGUCAUAAAAAACAAAAUAAAAGAAGCAGUCCAGCUCACCGGCGGAGGGGACAAACACAACCUCUGACACACACAGAGAGAGAGAGGCUGCGAACCAUCCGCUCGGGCUGAGAGAACCCUGCGAGAACCAGAACCGAACUAAUGGACCUACUUGGCUCCAGAACCAUGAAGAGACCGAGGAAGCUGUGCCGCAGCAUUAAGCUGUUUGUCCUGUGCCAUGGCCUCCUGCAGCUCUCUCAGCUGCUCUACAGCGCCUGCUUCAAGAGCACCAUCAGCACAAUCGAGAGACGCUACGGCCUCAGCAGCUACUCCUCUGGAACCAUUUCCUCUCUCCACGAGGUCAGCAACAGUGUGCUGAUAGUGUUCGUAAGCUACUUUGGGAACCGUGUUCACCGUCCUCGCCUCAUUGGAAUCGGCGGACUGCUGAUGGCCGUCAGCGCCAUAAUGCUGACCUUACCUCACUUCUUAUCCCAGCCCUACGAAUACGACUCUGUUUUACACAAUAGCCAGGACAUCUGCAACCUGCAGAGAAACUCGAGCGGCCUGGAGUCCUGCGGCCGCGACGAGACCAGGCGCCUGGCCGACAAAAACAACCUGUGGCUGCUCAUGGCGAGCGCUCAGCUGCUCUUCGGCGUGGGUUCUGUGCCCAUCCAGCCCUUUGGGAUUUCCUACAUAGAUGAUUUUGCUGGGCCUGGCAACUCCCCCCUUUACAUAGCCAUCCUGUUUGCGGUAUCUGUCUUCGGCCCUGCCAUCGGCUACCUGCUGGGCGCAGUCAUGCUGCGGAUAUAUGUGGACGUGGACAAAAUUGGUCUAGGAGCUGAACUAGAGCUGAGACAGACUGAUCCCCGCUGGGUGGGGGCCUGGUGGAUGGGCCUGCUCAUCACCUCCGCCUGCCUGCUUCUCACCUCCAUCCCCUACUUCUUCUUCCCUCGCAGAAUGCCUUCAGAGGAUAAUGUGAUUGAUAGUGAAACAGACCUGAGCGACGACUUCAGGAAGCCGGAUUUCAAGGAAUCCUUACUGGAUUCCCUGAAAAUGUUUCCCAGAAUGUUUGUGCACCUCCUGUUGAACCCUCUCUUCCUGAUGCUGGUCCUGGCCCAGUGCUGCUUCUCCUCGGUGAUCGCGGGCCUCGCCACGUUCCUCAACAAGUUUCUGGAGCGGCAGUACAGCGCGUCGCCCGCCUACAGCAGCCUGCUAGUAGGUGCUGUAAAUCUGCCAGCUGUAGCGGUGGGGAUGCUGAUAGGCGGGGUCAUCAUGAAGAAGGCCGGCCUCUCCCUGAAGACCAUCCCGCGCUUCUCCGUUGCCAUGCUGACCAUUUCCACCCUCCUCUUCAUCCCUCUCUUCUUCAUGGGCUGUCCCACACAGAAAGUCUCCGAGGUCAAUCCUUACCAGAUCGAACGAUCUCUAUCCCUGUGCUACUCCAACUGCUCCUGCCCCGCCAGUGCCUUCAACCCUGUGUGUGGCUCUGAUGGAGUCGAGUAUAUUUCUCCUUGCCAUGCGGGCUGCACCAACUACACCAAAGUCCCCAACAACACCCACAGGGUUCAGAUGUACACAAACUGCAGGUGUAUAUCAGGGAGCCAGAAUAAUGCCCGUCCUGCUCCCUGUGCAAACAACUGUCCACACUUUCUCCUCCCCGUCAUCCUUGUCAUCUCCUUUGCCUCAUUUAUCGCCUGCCUCACCCACAACCCCAUGUACAUGAUGGUGCUCAGAUGUGUUCCCGCUGAAGAGAAGUCAUUUGCGAUAGGAAUUCAAUUUUUACUCAUGAGAGUAUUAGCCUGGCUGCCCGCCCCCGCUCUCUUCGGGACGGCCAUCGAUACGUCAUGCAUCUGGUGGAAGCACGUGUGUGGAAAGAAGUAUAGCUGUGGUUACUACGACAACAACAUCUUGAGGAACAGGUACUUGGGCUUACAGGUGGGUUACAAGGUCAUGGGUAUCGUCCUACUGAUCUUGCUGGGAUGGAAGGCCAAACGGACCCAGGAGUACAGUCUGGAGAAGAUCCCUGAAGGACUACUCUGAACCCAUAUCAGAGCCUCUGCGUCUCCUGAAGCUCUGCUGCAGUGGGUAAACAGUGUUGCAGAGUGAAGCUGCGUCAGUUGGAGAAAGCCGCGGCCAAGAAAUGUCUACACUGACCUCAAUUUCUGGAGGCCCACUUCCUCACCUGGUGCUUCACUGGCUGGAGUUGAGAUGUAUUGUUUUUGGACACUUUAAAGCUGAUUGGAUUUACUCUGAUAGCAUCACCCACUUAUUACAUGUUAUGAGAGGACAGCUAUAACACCUCUCUUGUGUGGUACCUCACAAUAUUUUUUUACAUCCAACUGAGACAGUGAUGGUUUCAAACAACACGUAAAUAUCUUUGUGUAUUACUUGUUCCUAUACGGUAGGAAUCUGUUCAGCUUUCUAUUUCCGAUGGGAACAUAUUCUGUAACUAAUUAACUGUAUUAGCUUAAUAUUUAAGUUUAUAUUUUAUAGAUGUUUGUCUCAUACAAAGAGACAUCUGUGAUAACUGCAAUACUAAUUUCAUAUAAGAUGAUACCAUAUUACACUUGAUUGAAUUGCAAUGCUAAUGGUUUUUUUUGAUAUCAAGAACUUAAACUGUUACUUGUAAAUUGAAUUAGCCACACACAUUAUGCCAGCUGCUGGUGUGGUUAUAUUGGUUACAGUGGAGUACAUAAAUGUGUAAGCAUUACCGGCUAAUAUACAGUACAAUUAA